AUGAUUACAAAAAUGGGCUGGGAUGCAAACCAAAUAAGGAGAUAUAUAAUGGAGGAUGCAGCAAUUAAACGUAUUCAUCCACAACAAUUUGAUGUUGCACAUUUUAAAAGAGCGGUUAUUGAAGCACACAAUCGCUAUAGAAGAUUACAUGGGACUAAUGAUUUAUCACAAGAUGGGGCUUGCGAAAUUGCUGCCAAACGAUGGGCUGACUCCGUUUCGAGACAAUCUGCUUGUCUAACACAUGAACCUCAACAAAGAUUUGGUGAAAGUCUAUUCUUCUACUCAACAUUACAACCUUUAAUUUCUGACCCCGAAACAAUGGCUGAAGCAACUGUUAGAACAUUUUAUAUAGAAGGAAGGGAUUAUAGACGUUCAGCUCGUUGGGUUGCUUCAAGACACGGACAUUUUACCCAAAUGCUUUGGAGGGACACAAAUCGAAUUGGAAUUGGUGUUUCAAUAAUUCCUCAGCCUGCAGGAUGGGGUUGUAUGCCUCCUGGAAGAGGACAAGCCUGGAUAUUUUAUGUUGUUUUGAGGUAUGAUCCUCCAGGAAAUAGAGUAAUUAGUGAAAGAAGUUUUGAUGAAAACGUUUUGCCGGUAGAAAAUAAGGAUAUACAAGCUGUGCAGUGUUUAGCCACAUAA
Messenger RNA from Meloidogyne enterolobii, 639 nucleotides. NCBI's taxonomy places the organism in Eukaryota, Metazoa, Nematoda, Chromadorea, Rhabditida, Meloidogynidae. The record is from the annotation of a GenBank genome assembly.